Lontra canadensis (Northern American river otter) is the source of this 4703-nucleotide messenger RNA. It is a transcript of the gene NFASC, whose product is annotated as neurofascin. The transcript has 33 exons. NCBI's taxonomy places the organism in Eukaryota, Metazoa, Chordata, Mammalia, Carnivora, Mustelidae. Gene Ontology annotation, biological process: cell-cell adhesion; brain development. Bases 33 to 4418 code for a protein of 1461 amino acids. The record is from RefSeq and is a predicted model, not a curated record. Gene Ontology annotation, molecular function: cell-cell adhesion mediator activity.
CCGGGAACGCGCACGGGCCGGUCUCUGCCCUAAUGCGGCGGCUGGCGGCGAGAGGCGCUGCAGGGGACGCGGGGGAAGUGGCGGCGCCGGCGACGGACAGCACGGACUGCGCCCAGGGCCGGAGCCCGCGCCCCCGGAGGUUGAUUGACUUAUGUGCAAUUUGGGACCCUGGAGCUUUCCUUCCCUCUGCAAGCUGGAAGAGCGCCUCUGGUAUUGCAAGAAGGAGGCUGAAUGAGGCAGAGACACUGAGCUCUGUCCGGCAGGCCCAGUUAGAGCGGCUGGAGGCGGCAAGACCCCGCAGGCCGGGGAGCAGGGAGCGGGGCCCCGUGCUGAGGAUGGCCAGGCAGCAGCCGCCGCCCUGGGUCCACGCAGCCGUCCUGCUCUGCCUCCUCUGCCUCAGUGGGGCCAUCGAGAUUCCUAUGGAUCCAAGCAUUCAGAAUGAGCUAUCCCAGCCCCCAACCAUCACCAAGCAGUCUGUGAAGGACCACAUCGUGGAUCCCCGCGACAACAUCUUGAUCGAGUGUGAAGCCAAGGGGAACCCUGCCCCCAGCUUCCACUGGACUCGAAACAGCCGGUAUUUCAACAUCGCCAAGGACCCUCGAGUGUCAAUGAGGAGGCGGUCUGGGACCCUCGUGAUCGACUUCCGCAGCGGGGGCCGGCCCGAGGAGUAUGAGGGGGAAUACCAGUGCUUCGCCCGCAACAAAUAUGGCACGGCCCUGUCCAACAGGAUCCGCCUGCAGGUGUCCAAGUCUCCCCUGUGGCCCAAGGAAAACCUAGACCCUGUCGUGGUUCAAGAAGGCGCUCCCUUGACGCUCCAGUGCAACCCCCCGCCCGGACUUCCAUCCCCAGUCAUCUUCUGGAUGAGCAGCUCCAUGGAGCCCAUCACCCAAGACAAGCGUGUCUCCCAGGGCCACAACGGCGACCUGUAUUUCUCUAACGUGAUGCUCCAGGACAUGCAGACGGACUACAGCUGCAACGCACGUUUCCACUUCACCCACACCAUCCAGCAGAAGAACGCCUUCACCCUCAAGGUCCUCACCAACAACCCCUAUAAUGACUCGUCCUUAAGAAACCACCCUGACAUGUAUAGUGCGCGAGGAGUUGCAGAAAGGACACCCAGCUUCAUGUACCCCCAGGGCACGGCGAGCAGUCAGAUGGUGCUGCGCGGCAUGGAUCUCCUGCUGGAGUGCAUCGCCUCCGGGGUCCCAACACCAGACAUCGCGUGGUACAAGAAGGGUGGGGACCUCCCCUCUGACAAGGCCAAGUUUGAGAACUUUAACAAGGCUCUGCGCAUCACCAACGUCUCCGAGGAAGACUCCGGGGAGUAUUUCUGCCUGGCCUCCAACAAGAUGGGCAGCACCCGGCACACGAUCUCGGUGAGAGUAAAGGCUGCUCCCUACUGGCUGGACGAACCCAAGAACCUUAUCCUGGCUCCUGGCGAGGAUGGGAGGCUGGUGUGUCGAGCCAAUGGGAACCCCAAGCCCACUGUCCAGUGGAUGAUAAAUGGGGAGCCUCUGCAGUCGGCACCACCCAACCCAAACCGUGAGGUGGCCGGGGACACCAUCAUCUUCCGGGACACCCAGAUCAGCAGCAGGGCGGUGUACCAGUGCAACACGUCCAACGAGCACGGCUACCUGCUGGCCAACGCCUUCGUCAGCGUGCUGGAUGUGCCACCCCGGAUGCUGUCACCCCGGAACCAGCUCAUUAGGGUGAUCCUGUACAACCGGACACGGCUGGACUGUCCGUUCUUUGGGUCCCCCAUCCCCACACUCCGAUGGUUUAAGAACGGGCAGGGGAGUAACCUGGAUGGUGGGAACUACCAUGUCUAUGAGAAUGGCAGUCUGGAAAUCAAGAUGAUCCGCAAAGAGGACCAAGGCAUCUACACCUGUGUUGCCACCAACAUCCUGGGCAAAGCUGAAAACCAGGUCCGCCUGGAGGUCAAAGACCCCACCAGGAUCUUCCGGAUGCCCGAGGACCAGGUGGCCAAACGGGGCACCACGGUGCAGCUGGAAUGUCGGGUGAAGCACGACCCCUCCCUGAAGCUCACGGUCUCCUGGCUAAAGGAUGAUGAGCCUCUCUACAUCGGAAACAGGAUGAAGAAGGAAGACGACUCCUUGACCAUCUUCGGUGUGGCCGAGCGGGACCAGGGCAGUUACACCUGUGUUGCCAGCACUGAGCUGGACCAGGACCUUGCCAAGGCCUACCUCACUGUGCUAGCUGAUCAGGCCACUCCAACUAACCAUUUGGCGGCCCUGCCCAAAGGACGGCCAGACCGACCCCGGGACCUGGAGCUCACAGACCUGGCCGAGAGGAGCGUGAGGCUGACCUGGAUCCCAGGGGAUGACAACAACAGCCCCAUCACAGACUACGUCGUCCAGUUCGAAGAGGACCAGUUCCAGCCUGGGGUCUGGCACGACCAUUCCAAGUUCCCGGGCAGUGUCAACUCUGCCGUCCUCCAGCUGUCCCCAUAUGUCAAUUACCAGUUCCGGGUCAUUGCCAUCAAUGAGGUGGGCAGCAGCCACCCCAGCCUCCCCUCCGAGCGCUACCGGACCAGCGGGGCGCCCCCUGAGUCCAAUCCUGCCGACGUGAAGGGAGAAGGCACCAGGAAGAACAACAUGGAGAUCACGUGGACGCCCAUGAACGCCACCUCCGCCUUUGGCCCCAACCUGCGCUACAUCGUCAAGUGGCGGAGGAGAGAAACUCGAGAGUCGUGGAACAAUGUCACAGUCUGGGGCUCCCGCUACGUGGUGGGGCAGACCCCCGUCUACGUGCCCUAUGAGAUCCGAGUCCAGGCCGAAAAUGACUUUGGAAAGGGCCCUGAGCCAGACACUGUCAUCGGUUACUCCGGGGAAGAUUAUCCCAGGGCUUCACCCACUGACGUUAAAAUCCGAGUCCUGAACAGCACGGCCAUCAGCCUGCAGUGGAACCGCGUCUACCCCGACACGGUGCAGGGCCAACUCAGGGAGUACCGAGCCUACUACUGGAGGGAGAGCAGCUUGCUGAAGAACCUGUGGGUGUCUCAGAAGAGGCAGCAAGCCAGCUUCCCUGGUGACCGCCCCCGUGGCGUGGUGUCCCGCCUCUUCCCCUACAGUAACUACAAGCUGGAGAUGGUCGUGGUCAAUGGGAGAGGCGAUGGGCCUCGCAGUGAGACCAAGGAGUUCACCACCCCGGAAGGAGUACCCAGUGCCCCCAGGCGUUUCCGAGUCCGGCAGCCCAACCUGGAGACAAUCAACCUGGAGUGGGAUCACCCGGAGCACCCCAACGGGAUCCUGAUCGGAUACACGCUCAAAUACGUGGCCUUUAAUGGAACCAAAUUAGGAAAGCAGAUAGUGGAAAACUUCUCUCCCAAUCAGACCAAGUUCACGAUGCAAAGAGCAGACCCUGUGUCGCGCUACCGCUUUACCCUCAGUGCCAGGACGCAGGUGGGCUCUGGGGAAGCUGUCACCGAGGAGUCACCAGCACCCCCAAAUGAAGCCACUCCAACAGCAGCUCCUCCCACGUGGCCCCCGACCACGGUGGGUGUGACAGGCGCUGUGAGCAGUACUGACGCUACUGCCCCCGCUGCCACCACCGAAGCCACAACAGUCCCCACCAUCCCAAGUGUCGCACCUACCACCGUGGCCACCACCACCGCUGCCACCACUACAACCACUGCCGCCACCACCGCAGAGAGGCCUCCCACCACCGCCUCCGGGACUAAGAUGCCCGAAUCUGCCCCCGACAGGCAGUCCAUAUGGAACGUCACGGUGCUCCCCAACAGUAAAUGGGCCAACAUCACCUGGAAGCACAAUUUCGGGCCCGGAACUGACUUUGUGGUUGAGUACAUCGACAGCAACCAUACGAAAAAAACUGUCCCUGUUAAGGCCCAGGCCCAGCCUAUACAGCUGACAGACCUCUAUCCCGGGAUGACUUACACCUUGCGCGUUUAUUCCCGGGACAACGAGGGCAUCAGCAGUACCAUCAUCACCUUUAUGACCAGUACAGCUUACACCAACAACCAGGCAGACAUCGCCACCCAGGGCUGGUUCAUUGGGCUCAUGUGUGCCAUCGCCCUCCUGGUGCUGAUCCUGCUCAUCGUCUGUUUCAUCAAGAGGAGUCGGGGCGGCAAGUACCCAGUGCGAGAGAAGAAGGAUGUUCCCCUGGGCCCCGAAGACCCCAAGGAAGAGGACGGCUCCUUUGACUACAGUGACGAGGACAACAAGCCCCUGCAGGGUAGCCAGACGUCCCUGGAUGGCACCAUCAAGCAGCAGGAGAGUGACGACAGCCUGGUGGACUAUGGCGAGGGUGGCGAGGGGCAGUUCAACGAGGACGGGUCCUUCAUCGGCCAGUACACGGUCAAAAAGGACAAGGAGGAGACAGAGGGCAAUGAAAGCUCGGAGGCCACGUCGCCUGUCAACGCCAUCUAUUCUCUGGCCUAACGGAGCCCCCUCGCCCAGGACACAGCCACUACUUUGCAAGUGGGAGGAGGGGAGAGGGGGAGAUGAAGCCACCGCAGACCUACCACACAGCCACCACCUCCUUCAGGGACAAGGGUACAACAAGGGGGUCUGCCAAGCUGUGAGGACCAGUGACGGCCCAGCCAACCCCAAGCCCCCUCCCGAUGACCGCCCCUGCACCCCCGGGGGUGCCACCGUGUGGAGGAGUCCUGGCUAAGCUCAGCUGGAGGGAGCCCAGCCCUUCCCUCAGCCCCACGGCCUCCUGGA